Caenorhabditis auriculariae is the source of this 3342-nucleotide messenger RNA. The record is from the annotation of a GenBank genome assembly. NCBI's taxonomy places the organism in Eukaryota, Metazoa, Nematoda, Chromadorea, Rhabditida, Rhabditidae.
AUGAUUGUUAGAAGGCUUCUACCUGUCUCGAGGAUUUAUCAAGAAUGCAUUCAAACUUCUUGCUAUUCGGAGAACCGCGUUAGAGAAAAGGACAAUGACGAUUAUGAAGUUUUUUCUUUUAUUGUUUCAGUUGGUAAUAAGUUGUUUUGAGGCGCUUUUUAAAUCUCCUGUUACUUCUAUCAAUACUGUAACAAGUCAACGAUCAACAGUGCAACUUGAAUCAAAAAAAGAAGCUAAAAUAAGUAAAUUCGGGUAAGGUUUUUUUUCUCGGUUUCUUUAAGGAAUUUUUCAGAAAGCAAUACAAUUUACCUCAAGAAGCGAUAACCGGGUUGAGAAGCGCUUUGCUAUCGUGUGAUCGUCCUCCUAGACAACUACAAAAUGAAGCUGACCAGUUAGACAACAAGCUUGAACAGAGAAGGUUGAUUUUUUUUUUCUUUGUCUGUUGAAAGUGGAAUUUAUCAGAUUCCCUGCCUCACCUGAAAAAUUGAAGGAAGUUCGUGACCAAGUAAAAAAGAAGCUGCGGAAAGGGAAAGAAAAAGAGGAGGAUUGGAACAUUCUGAACGAUGACUCCCUUAGUGAAAAAUCGGUAGAAUUUUACGAAAGUUUUUAUUAUUGUCAAAAUUUCAGAAAGAAAGGGAAGAAUAUCACAUCAGAAACGAGGUCGAUAAAAUACUCAAAAAAUCAUCGUUCAAUUGGAGGCCGCUUGAACUGAAAUCCAAGGAAGCAGCUGCGUCGUAUUCGCUAGCUAGGUCUUUUUAAAACUGUUUAAAACUGUUUAUUGCAUCUUCAAUGUAAGAAUACAUGUGCAAUCGAAUUUCAUUGAUUUCGACUGUGUUUAAACGGCGGCAGGAGCUGUGGCUUAGGCAGAGAAGUUGUGAAAUCCGCGCGUAGAACAUCAGGUACAAAAGAGGUCGUAGGAAGAAGUACGGUGCCGGCUUUCCAAAGGCCGAUGGCAGAGAUUGAACCUUCUCGCUGCAUGCAGCUCCCAAUUUUAUCUACCCCGGAGCGAUGAAAGGCUUGGUCGACCUCGGGGGGACUCGAACCUACGACCUCGCGGACGUUAGAAAUGAGUUUUACCAGCCAGCUUUUUAAAAGAUUAUUGAAAUUUUCAUUGUUUUUUUUUCCAAAUGAAGCGUAGUUAUCAGUAUGGAGAUACAAAUUUUUUAGGCUGGCUCCGAAUUAUGCGGAAAUUUCGCGGUGUCUCUCAGAAUUCUCACGCAUCCCAGACUUUACUCCACGGACCGUCCUGGACUAUGGCAGUGGGAGCGGCGCCGCUUUGUGGGCUAUUCUCUCGAAGUGGCCCCAACGCAAAGACCAGAAAUCCGUCGACCAGAUAACACUUGUGGAAAUCUCCGACGCCAUGGCGCGAUUCUCCAUGGACACUUUUCGUGUAGGCCAAUUACUCUUAUUUUAUAGUUCAAUAUAUGUCUCACUCUUUUUACAGAUUGAAUAAAAUUGAGAGUAUCAUUUUGAAUUGAGAAAGGUCUCGAACGCGUCGUGUAGUUACCCACAUUCGAGCUCCCUGGAUAUAACUACGUUCUCUAAAUCGUCUACCUCAACCGAAUUUAUGACAUUUCUUUAAAUUACUUAGAACCCGAUGGCCGUAAUAUUUUUUUUCGAUUGCGGUUUUGCAGAAAAACGCGGAAAAUUCUGAUGUUUCUGAUGAGAAACCGAAUCCCUUUGUCCACGAGAACAUUUUCUUUCGCAGAAACUUGCUGCCCUCUCCUCAGGUUUGCUCCUAGAGAGAAAAGCUACUCAAUUGUGGGAAAAUCUUCAUUUUCAGAGUACAUACGAUUUGGUUAUCGCUCACCGAGUUCUCUGUGAAAUCGGGUCAACCGAGGCUCGUUUAAAGUUGAUUGAGUCUCUUUGGCAACGAACAGACAGGUUGAAAAACUGUUUUCUACGUUCUGCCUAACCCAAAACCGUUUUCAGGUUUUUACUACUUGUUGAGUCGGCAUCAAUGGGAGGCUUCGCAGGAAUUUUAGAAGCUCGCGAUUUUCUACUUUCCUCGGGGAUCAAAAUAGACCAUGAUCAACUUCAAGCGUUGUUAGAGGUAGAUUUACAAGCCUAUAUGUGGUGUUGCUAGGGGCAGACUCCCCUUUUGAAUUAUAUGCUUUCAUUGAAAAUCUUGGUUGAAGCUGAGAAGAAGAAUAAGUAUCUCACAGAAAGCCGUGAACUACUGGAGGGGAAUGAAAGUCUUUGAAACAAAUCAUGGCUUGAGAUUUAGCUCGGGAUUGUUGAAAUUUUUUUUUGAAAUCGGGGUUUCGCUAAAUCGACAACCUCUAUUCACAGUUUUUGAGAAACCGAGCCCGAGUUUUUACAAAAUAAAAAGAAAGAUGAUGACGUCACUGGGUAGCGAUUUUAGGUGUCGUUGGAAGUGGUGAAUUUGCACCUCAACAUAACACUUGGGCUCCAGAAACUAUAAGUUGUAAAAAAGAACUUUUAAAAUAUUAUUUUCCGUUCACUUUGUAGGAGGGGCAAACCUUUGCGGAAGGAUUAUAUCAGGAUGAUUUCAGGAAAAACGACUUUUUUCUGAAGAAGUUUCGCGAGUUCUCAGAAACCGUGAUUUGAGCGACUAUGAACGAUUUGUGAUCCUAAAAGACUUGGUGUGUUAUAAACUUUUUUUGAAUCAGUCUAAAUUGAACUCUCAGUUGCCUCCAGAAAUAAAGCUUCCAACACAACUUCCUACUGCUUCUGUGUUCGCUCCUUGUCCUCACGAUUUGGGAUGUCCGCUCUCGGAAAAAAGGUUAAUCACUACAGCUCUCAAAAACGAAAAUUCAGCGAAACGAUAACUUUUUUUUUUGAAAAUUUCCACCGUUCUUUCAGUGUUUGUUCCUUCUCAACUCGAUAUCAAGCAAUUCGAGCUGAUGGACGGCGGUCGGAUAGGUUUGUCCCAUGCUUGGCCAACGGGAGAAUACAUUUUUCAGGGAAAAAGGUGGAUCCGAAAUCACCAAUUUUUCCUUUGUUAUCUUGGAAAAGACCCCUCACCGACCUAACAAUCAUGCAGAACGAAUACUCAGAGUCAGUUUUCUUUUUUAAUCUUAUGAUGAAAUGAAUGUAAGAGUUAUAACUGCAAAGAAUUUUCAAAUUUACGAUCUAUUCUGUCGCAUAACAACAGUAAAGAUAUUUGUGCAGAACCGAAAGUUGGGCCAACACAUAACUUGCGACGUGUGCACGGCAUUCCGAGGAAUCCAGCGAAUGACGUUGUCCAAAGGGAAGCAUGGCGGCCUCUACAAGCAAACGCGAUCCUGCAACGACGGCGACGUCUUUCCGCUGCGUCAGAAAACUGUCGCCACAGAGAGUCCCUUUGAUCUUUGGAAAACCGCCGUCUCCGAUAAGUGA